Aureococcus anophagefferens is the source of this 1815-nucleotide messenger RNA. RefSeq lists its product as hypothetical. The record is from RefSeq and is a predicted model, not a curated record. NCBI's taxonomy places the organism in Eukaryota, Pelagophyceae, Pelagomonadales, Pelagomonadaceae. The transcript has 2 exons. Bases 1 to 1815 code for a protein of 604 amino acids.
AUGGCGAGCGCUCCUCAUCACGUGCUGCUGCUCCUCACUCGCACUCCUCGCAUUCACCCCCUACUCCUCCUCCUCACGCUCUCCACUGCCUUUGACGCCUGCUCCUACGACGGUCGCGUCUCGUGGGACGGCCCGAAGGCGUUUCUCGCGCUGCUGCCGUGCGAUGCGACGGAUCCGCACAGCCAGUGGGCGGGCGCGACGCUCAGCGAUGGUGCCGCGGCGAGCGAGAUCACAAACGGCGCCGCGUGUCUCUCGACGAUCAGCGACGAGCCCGCGCGCGUCGUGAGCCCCUGCGACGCGACGCGCUGGUCUCUGCGCGCCAACCAGACGCUCGCCGUCACCGCGGCCGCCGCCGGCACGCUCGUCGGCAAAGGCGUCGGCGCCUGCCUCGACCUGCGCGGCGGCGGCGGCCCCACGGUCGAGCUCUGGACCUGCCACCCGGCCGGCGACGCGGACGCGCCGAACCAGCAGUGGACCUACGAGGCGGACGGCACCAUCCGCAGCCCGAAGAACCCGGGCAAGUGCGUCACGCUCAAUCGCACGGCGAUGAACCCCUACGUGGCGACGCCCUGCGCCUGGCCGAACAAGCCGCCGAGCACCGCGCCGCCGCGCUCCGACGCGCUCCGCGGCGUCGCGCUCCUCGAGGACGCGACGCCGAUCCCGCUCUACGGCGCGGACACGUUCUACCCCGCGGAGGACCGCGACGGCAACUUCUACUCGGGCUUCGACGACGGCGGGCUCGGCGGCGGCGGGACCUCGUCCGUGUCCGUCAGCUCGUCGUCGCCCACGGGCUUCGGGUCCACGACGGGAUCCGCGGUCGUGUCCGGCGGCCGCGACUGGCGCAACCUCUCCGUCGCGGCCGUCGGCGGGCCCAUCGUCGAGGACGGCUUUCCCAUGCAAGGUCCAGCGCUCGGCCGCUACACGUCGGCGAACUUGUUCGUCAACGGGACCUGGUGGACGGGCAGCUACGGCCUCGGCCUGAGCUCGAAGACGAACUCGCUGUCCAUCGAGAUCGGCCCGUUCGUCGGCUUCCGCCACAGCGUCGACGGCGGCGCGACGUGGAAGAAGCCGAUGAGCGGCGGCGCGGAGUUGAACGUGUCGCGGAACCUCUGGGGCGAGCGCGCGGCCGACGCGCCGCCCCGCGGCCCGCCGAUCGACGGCGAACCGCUCGGCUCGCCCGCGGGCGUCAAGAUGGGCUCGCCGCACGUCGUCGACCACGGGCCCGAGAACGUGCGGAGCCCCGACGGCAAGGUGUACGUCGUCGCCGGCGGCUGCCUCGCGCCGCGCGCGAACGAGAACUGCACGUGGAUCUCGGGCGACGGCAUCUUCCUCGCGCGGGCCUCCUUCGACGCCGCGGACCCGGACUCGCUCAACGACGCGAGCAACUGGGAGUUCAUGGGCGUCGACGGCUGGGUCGGCGACGUCGACGACGCGAAGCCCGUCUUCGAGUGGGAGGGACGCGUCGGCGCCGUCACGGCGACCUGGGCUCCGGCGCUGCAGCGCUACCUCUUCUGCGUGACCGCGCCGACGACGCACGCCUGGGCCAACGAGGGCCCCUACGACACGUUCGUGCUCGAGGCGCCGCGCCUCACGGGCCCCUUCUCGCUCGUGACGUACAUGCCCAAGUUCGGCAUGCAGGCCUACUUUGUCUCCGCGCCGUCGGCCUGGAUGGCGGACACGCUAAACGACGGCGACUUUGACGCGGUCCUGACCUUCUCGGCCAACUUCGCGUGCAACAUCGAGGGCUGCGCGCCCAACGUGAAGCACGCGACCUACGGCGCGAACGUGCUCCCCGUGCGAUUCCUCGGCGCGUGA